AUGAGCCCUCCCGCCAAAACCACCGAAGAAGGAGACAUCAGAGCGCGCGAGAGAACGGAGGAAUUUCGAGCGCUCGUUUUAAAAAGUCGCUCUGAAAAGGAUGAUUCAGACGACAAAGAAGAAGCGUUCUUAUUAAGAGCACAGCGCAAAGAUGACGAUGAUUCCUACGCGAUUCUCUUAUCGAAAGAAGUAUCGAAAGCGGCGUUAAACGCACAGAUGCUUGCGCGAACGACCUCGCGCGCGAUCAAGAGAGACCAACUUAACGUGUAUUUUAACUUCGACGAGAAAGAGGACGCGAAGAAAGAACAGAUUCGAGAUUCAAUCGAGCGAGAAAUCGUGGAGUGCGUUCGAGAGAUGCAAAAUCACGUGAACCGAUGCGAAGAGAUUAUCAAGAACGGAGAAACGAAGAUGAUGCGAGAAGAGAGUUUGAGGAGGAGUUUUGGGCAAAAGAAGCGACAACAAUUCGUGGCGCAUUUACACGGCAUCGCUUUGAUUACUUCGGAGAAAAUCGAGGAGGUGGCGAAGACGUUGGAUUGGAUGCGCGCGAGGCGGUUUCGGGAACAGGCGGAGAAGGCGAAGCGGUUGGAGAGGAGACGAGGGGGGGACGCGAGGGUUGGGGUGGAAGCCGUGGCGAAGGAUUUGAUGAUGGUGAAAAAGCAGACGGCGAUGCCGGCGAGGAGGAGGACAAUUGAGAAUAGUAAUGGUAGCGGCGACGACGUAGGCGAUGGGAGUACUAGGAGUAGCGAACGAAGACAAAAUCAACAACAACAGCGGCAAGAAUUUGUCAACGAUUCGGACGCGUUGGUCGCGGAACUCGUGGAAGUUUCGAGAGGCACGCAAAGAGCGGAGAGUAAGAUUGUGGAGUUAUCCGCGUUGUCGUCCAUGUUUGCGAACGUGGUGUCGAAGCAAUCGCAACAAAUUGAAAAGAUUUAUACCGAGGCUUUGAAGACGACGAAAUUUUUAGACGUGGGUAACGUUGAGAUGCGGAAGACGAUCAGUCGCCGCAGGAGUGGAAGCAAUUACAUGGCUUUUGUCUUGUUCAUAGCUACGUUUGCGGUGUUGUUUUUAGAUUGGUUUAAUGACUAA
Molecule: messenger RNA, 1086 nt
Organism: Bathycoccus prasinos
Lineage: Eukaryota; Viridiplantae; Chlorophyta; Mamiellophyceae; Mamiellales; Bathycoccaceae
Exons: 1
Coding region: 1-1086 (361 amino acids)
Biological process (GO): retrograde vesicle-mediated transport, Golgi to endoplasmic reticulum
Cellular component (GO): SNARE complex; endoplasmic reticulum
Source: RefSeq, a predicted model, not a curated record